CUCACCCAAGAACUUUUACUUAAAAAUCAGAAGUCACUGAAAGAAAAGACGGUGCAUUUUUUUGCAGGGCAACAGCAGUCAGCUAGGUUUGAAUGUCAGAUUUACAGCCUCUUAAAAGAAAGGCUGUAACUUUUACGGCUCUUAGAGAAAACAGCUGAAUUUAAUAGCUACACCAAGGGUGUUCCAAUUAUGUGCUUUACUUCUGCUGCAUUACAGCAAUUUUAAGAACAAAAUUGCAGCCUGUGAGAUAGAAUUAGAUAAAGCUACCUGCUGUGAAAGGUUGGGUGUUGGGGUGGUUGUAUAUAAGAAGCGAGAUGACAAGCAUUCUUGCAGGGCAUUUUCAAACAGAAGAUUCGGAGUUACUCCGCAACCUCUCUCAGCAAGCAGGAUGGAAAAGUCCAGGAAGAUCUUUGUCAGCGUCCUCCUGUUUGUCAUGGCUGUGGAAAUCUGCUUGGCUCAACACUGGUCUUACGGUCUGCAACCAGGAGGAAAAAGAAACGCUGAAAACCUGGUGGAAUCCCUUCAAGAGAUUGCGAGUGAAAUGGAAAAGCUAGGGGACGUGCAGAAGACUGAAAGCCCGGGCUGGUACCAGCACUCCAGGUUCAGCAAUCUGAAGGAAGCUGUGGAAAGUCUGAUCGAAGGAGAAGCUAGACGAAAGAAGAUUUAAAUCCACAAAGCCAAACGGAACAACGGACCCAGAAUAAAAUUUCAAAGCUGUGUUAAAAUCAGUUCCUCUUCAAAUGGCCUUUGCUUAGAUUGCAUGAUGUGAAUAAAUACUCUGAAGCUGCAUGUAAGUAGUAGACGAUAAUUGUUGUGUAGAUUACCAGUUUAUAUGUAAAAGGGAACAAAUUCCAGCCCAGUGGCUGGACUCGGUGGCGCAGGGUCUGCUUUGUCCCCUGCAAUGAGAACUUGGACGUGACAGCUUUUGUUUCCCACGGACAGACAAUGCCUGGACAAAGGCACCGUCUGAUCUCACUAGUCUCCGGAUAAAACAGUAAUACAACUUUGUUAAAAAUCAAGAAUAAACUUACUGUUGGAAUGCAAUUCCACUCGCA
Athene cunicularia (burrowing owl) is the source of this 1055-nucleotide messenger RNA. RefSeq names its product gonadotropin releasing hormone 1 (gene GNRH1). Gene Ontology annotation, biological process: multicellular organism development. The transcript is spliced from 4 exons. NCBI's taxonomy places the organism in Eukaryota, Metazoa, Chordata, Aves, Strigiformes, Strigidae. Gene Ontology annotation, cellular component: extracellular region. Gene Ontology annotation, molecular function: gonadotropin hormone-releasing hormone activity. The coding region runs from base 389 to 667 and encodes 92 amino acids. The record is from RefSeq and is a predicted model, not a curated record.